AUGACAGGCUCUGCUUUCCCACCCCGAGCUACCUUCGGACCUCUUGAAUCGAACAUACAUGCCAAGAUUUCCGCAUACGAAGGUCCGGGGGGCAGCGAAGUGCCAGGGUACCCGUGGGAGAUGCCUUAUCUGUCCAUGUACAAUCGAAGCGAGAUCGGAAUGGCGCAGCCUGCGAACUUGAUGGCCAAGGAUCUGGAAUGGCAGAAGGCUGGAGCGAUGCAACCCCCGCCAGACAGAUUGAAGAGACAGCGAAUCGACCAAGAGAUCGAUUUUGUACAAAAGGAUGCGUUGGUGGAAUUAGCGAGGGAAAAUUUAAUGAUCAAACAUCAAAUACAUGUAGCAAACUUAGAGGUGCAACGCCUCAAGCAAAUAUGUGGAGAGCUUGAAAGCGAACAAGCGGACUCAAAAGAUUCCAAGUCCCGGUACUGGACAGAAGAAGAGCACCAGAGAUUUCUCGAGGCUGUGGAAAAAUAUGGACACAAGGACGUGAAGUCAAUAUCUUCAAUAGUCGGGACAAGGAGUGCUACUCAGGUUCGAACCCACGCCCAAAAGUAUUUCAUGAAGAUGGCCAAAUCGAGCUUACAAGUUCAGUGCACCAGCGACUCUGUUGAGGCGGCAGCUGCAGCUGCGUCUGGUGAAACCGGAACCUCUGCUGCCGCUGCCGCUGCGUUUGUUGCUGCAAAGAGCAUCAAGCAGACUCUGGUCACCAAACAGGUAUUCUGUUUCCAUGAAUGA
Messenger RNA from Guillardia theta CCMP2712, 735 nucleotides. RefSeq lists its product as hypothetical. The record is from RefSeq and is a predicted model, not a curated record. Gene Ontology annotation, molecular function: DNA binding. NCBI's taxonomy places the organism in Eukaryota, Cryptophyceae, Pyrenomonadales, Geminigeraceae. The transcript is spliced from 7 exons. The coding region runs from base 1 to 735 and encodes 244 amino acids.